UGUAUCACAUUCUGAGGAAACUUUUGGGGAUAUGUCUAAUUUCAGUGACCUGUUUCUCAGAAAUGUGUGUAUGUUCUAUUUAAAAUUACAGGGACAACAUCUUAUUCCAGCAUCUACUAUUCAGAGCAUUGUCGAAGAGAUUCAGAAUAUACAUGAGUUGGGACAAACAUACACUUUGAAUAAAUUAAACUUGCUUCUGAAAGAUUUGUCAGUAUCAGAUGAAGAUAUUGUAAAAAUCUGUGAUACAGUGAAGGAAUCUGACUUGUUCUCAGCUUGCCACACAGGACCUAUGAGAACAGCAUAUUCUAGAGCCCAGUGCUUUAAGAAAAUGUUUAAUUAUAUUGAACCAAAAAGGGUGUUUUUAGGCAGAGAUGAGAACAGAACAGAAAGAUUUGCAUAUUAUGUUCCUGUGUUGAACACUUUGAAGAGUAUGUUAGAGUCAGAUUUUUGGCAGGGGCUCAUGUCAGUAGAUCAUAAUAAUAAUGUUUCUGUACCAGAUGUUCUCUGUGACAGCCAUGAUGGUAAAUUGUUUAAAACCAACACCUUUUUUCACAAAAACCCAACUUGUCUUAAACUGGUCUUAUACCAGGAUGCAUUUGAGGUGGUGAAUCCUUUGGGUUCUGCAAAAAGGAAGCACAAAAUUUUGGCUGUGUACUUUUCACUAUUAAAUGUGCCCCCCCAUGUCCGAUCAAGUGUUGAUCACAUGCAGCUGGCUUUGUUGUGUAGAGAGAAAGACUUUAAAGAAUUUGGCCAUGCCAAGGUUUUUUCGAAGUUGGUGGCUGACUUGAAAGUCCUGGAGGAGACAGGGAUAACAAUAGCAGAUGAAACUGUUGUUAAAGGAACUCUUUACUGCAUUGCCGGAGACAACCUGGGCUCACAUUGCAUUGGUGGAUUUACAGAAAAUUUCAGUUCCUCAGAAUAUUUCUGCAGAUUCUGUCUAAUUUCUCAAACUCAAUUUCAGGGUUGUGACCCAACUUCAUGUGGACCAGAGCGCACCACUGAAAAUUACAGGUCUGCAGUUGAUCAGUUAGAGACUGAACAAGUGCCAGACAUUCAAGGAAUAAAGUUCAGGUCCAUUAAGCAGUUCAAAUAUACAGCCACAGAAGCUUCCUCCAAGCCAUGUGAGAUAUGGCAGAAUCAGAAAUACAGAGGAUAAACAGUGCAAUUACUGCAGUUUUUCCUGAUCUUCCUGUAGCAGUUCUCAAUUCAGUUGUAGAUACUUUGAAGGCACUUGGUGCAGAGACUACAGAUGAUCUGCAGUACAUUACAGAAGGAGACUUGCUGCCAGUGUUGAAGCCAGUGCAAGCCAGAAGACUUGUUGUUUCCUGGGCCCAGAACAAUUCAGCGGCUCCAAUUCCAACCUCAGUGUGUCCCUCUCCAGUUUCUAUCUGUUCGAAUCCACCCGCUAGUUCUCCCUCAUCAGCAUCAACCACAUCCACCUCAUCGUCCCCAGGUGGCAGUUCCACUUUUCGCCCAGACUGGGUAGACAAUUUCCAGAUACCAUGGCAAAAGCUUCCUGAAGAGUUACUGCAAAGUCUUGAAAGGCAGAAAAGACCUAGUCCACGACUACGACGGGAGAUGAUAAGGAUUGUGGCUUCUGAAAUUAUGAAGGUGUAUAGUAAUCCAACCAAACGUAACACUACAGAAAUAGGCAAGAGAAUGGUGGCCAAGUAUCCAAAAUCUCUACAAGAUGUCAUUGAGGGUGAUGUUGUUGGACCUGGAUAUCAUUCACUGGCCAAGCAACUCCAAGCGCGAGUUGACAAUGUUAAACGACCUAACACACCAAAGAUAAAAAAACGCAAGCCAGCAUCAGAUGGAUAUGACACAGAGGAAGUUCCAGCUAAACAAAAAGCAAGUGUUCAAGACACAUAUGGCUGUGUCAACUGGGAGCUGAAAUAUUUGCCACUUUCUGAGACUGGGGAUAGUCAACAAGAAAAAAAAGAAAAGCUGAAGAUGAUGUUUCAAGAGAUGAACUACAAUACAGACGACAUGAAAAAAUUAGUACAGUCCACCUUUUACACGCAGCGUAAAGACAUCAACAAGGGGACAAGCAUCAGGCAACUUACCCAAGAGUGGCCAUUUUUGUUCAAUGAAGCUGGUAUGGCAGCACACUUCCAAGAACUUACUGGUGUGAGUCUAAUGGAGUGCUUCCUUGCCAAUGUGGACAAGAAGUGUAGACGCCUCUUAAGCUUCUUAAAAAGUGUUGAUGCACCAAAACACAAACAGGUUCAGGAUGCCUUUAUCAAGUUUCAGACUGAGAGAGGCCAAUUGGAUGGUUGCCCAGGAGAUAUCAUACAGAUGGUACUUCUUUUACUGGCUCAUUUUGGUGAAAAGGAGGAGAACCUGUUCCAUUAUGUUGAUACAACAUGCCUGGCCCAAGAGGUUCUGACAGAGAAGUUGCCAGCAACACCCUGCAUUAUUGUGUGUGGGUCCUCCUGCUUUACUGCUGGGACGUUCAUGUUGAGCAUUGACCAAGAGGUUGUCAACGACCACAUCACUUCUUUCAUACAUGCCUUCUGUCUGUUGUUUGGCAGUUACUACUGCUUCAACAUACACUACCCAGUGGAACUACGGUCAACACUAGAGUUCUUUCAAAGGUGUUUCUUCUCAAUUAAUCCCGAAAGAGGCACCAAAGUCCAGUGGAAGAAAAACAAGAAAGUGCUUCCUGUCAAUCCCAGAGUCCUCACUCUGAUUGCAGACCUUGCCGACUAUGAGUGGACCUAGACAUAACUUAUGGACAGUAUGUUAAGGUAUAGUGCAAGUUCCAUAUUGUCGCUGCCCCAAAAAUCUCCAAAGUAGUAGGAUUUUCAAUGUAAGAUAAUGUAAAGAGGCUUUGUUCCAAGUGAUUUUGGAGCAUUUCUAUAGAUCUAAUCAUCAUGAAAUUUUCACAGGAUAUUCUCAAAUGAUGUAGAAAACUAAAAAGCCACAAAAAAGAAAAUACAUGUUUUUCUUUGGACAGCGACAAUAUAGUGCAGUUGUUUUUGUUUUUGUUAAAAUCUUACCAAAAUGUUCACUGAAAGUUCUGAGAGCUACUGUAAGUGUAUACACCUGGCUAUUUGCUGUCUGGAGCCAAUUCAGAUUCAGUUUUAUUUUUUGUAUUAUUUUGUAUUUGUUUUAUAAGAAGCAUACAUUUGUUUUCGGGAUUUUUAUUGGUCAUUAAAAUGUUAAAUACAACUUUUAUCUUAUGUGUAAUUAUUUAU
Pygocentrus nattereri (red-bellied piranha) is the source of this 3200-nucleotide messenger RNA. RefSeq lists its product as uncharacterized. The record is from RefSeq and is a predicted model, not a curated record. The coding region runs from base 1129 to 2724 and encodes 531 amino acids. NCBI's taxonomy places the organism in Eukaryota, Metazoa, Chordata, Actinopteri, Characiformes, Serrasalmidae. The transcript is spliced from 6 exons.